Molecule: messenger RNA, 5233 nt
Organism: Pseudopipra pipra
Lineage: Eukaryota; Metazoa; Chordata; Aves; Passeriformes; Pipridae
Gene: IGFBP5
Product: insulin like growth factor binding protein 5
Exons: 4
Coding region: 118-927 (269 amino acids)
Biological process (GO): regulation of insulin-like growth factor receptor signaling pathway
Cellular component (GO): extracellular region
Molecular function (GO): insulin-like growth factor I binding; insulin-like growth factor II binding; fibronectin binding
Source: RefSeq, a predicted model, not a curated record
UUCUUUUUUCCCUUUUUUUUUUUUUUUGUUUUCUUGCCCCAGAAGGGGCAAGCGGAAAGCCAGCGCCGCCCACCCCCGGCAGCUCCCCGCGCCCCGUCCCGCAGCAUCCCCGCCGCGAUGCUGCUGCGGCUCCUGGUGCUGCUGGGCGCCUGCCCGGGGCUGUCGCGGUGCCUGGGCUCCUUCGUGCAGUGCGAGCCCUGCGAUGCCAAGGCGCUGUCGCUCUGCCCGCCGCCGCCGCUGGGCUGCGAGCUGGUGAAGGAGCCGGGCUGCGGCUGCUGCCUCACCUGCGCCCUGCCCGCCGGGCAGCCCUGCGGCGUCUACACCGAGCGCUGCGCCCGCGGGCUGCGCUGCCUCCCGCGCCAGGGCGAGGAGAAGCCGCUGCACGCCCUCCUCCACGGCACCGCCGUCUGCCUCAGCGAGAAGAGCUACCGCGAGCAAGCCAAGGCUGAACGAGAGUCCCGAGAGCAUGAGGAGCCGACCACAUCAGAGAUGACAGAGGAGACUUACCCGCCCAAGGCCUACCGGCCCAAGCACGGGCGCCUCUCUGAGCUCAAGGCUGAAGCCUUGAAGAAGGACCGCCGGAAGAAGCUGACACUGGCCAAGUUUGUGGGCAUGGCCGAGAACACGGCACACCCACGUGUCGUCAUCCCUGAGCUCCGGCAAGAGUUUGAGCUGGGCCCCUGCCGCAGGCACAUGGAGGCAUCUCUGCAGGAGCUAAAGAGCAGCCAGCGGAUGGUCCCCCGCGCUGUCCACCUCCCCAACUGCGACCGCAAGGGCUUCUACAAGAGGAAGCAGUGCAAGCCCUCCCGAGGCCGGAAGCGUGGGUUGUGUUGGUGUGUGGACAAAUACGGCAUGAAGCUGCCGGGGACUGACUACCUGAGCGGAGACCUUCAGUGCCACGCCUUCGACAGCAGCAAUGUGGAGUGAAGUCGCAUCCCCUCCCUCCACCCCGUCACUACCUACCCAGGCUCCCUUCCAUCCUCCCCUCCGCACCUCCCCACUCCCCAGGACUCCGAUUCCUUUCAUCUCAUGUAAGAAGAAAAAAGAAAGGAAACGAAAAAAGAGAAAGAAAGGAAAAUGAAAAAAAGAGAAAGGGACAGAAAGAAAGAAGAGAAGAAAGGAAAAACAAAAAGAGAGACAAGAAAGUGAAAAGAAAACAGAAAACGAAAAACGAAAAACGAAAAGAAAAGAGAAAAGAAAAGAAAAGAAAAGAAAAGAAAAGAAAAGAAAAGAAAAGAAAAGAAAAGAAAAGAAAAGAAAAGAAAAGAAAAGAAAAGAAAAGAAAAGAAAAGAAAAGAAAAGAAAAGAAAAGAAAAGAAAAGAAAAGAAAAGAAAAGAAAAGAAAAAAGAGAAAACCCUGAAGAAACUGAGGACUCGGAAUCUAUUGCAGCCUCUUGACAAGGACUCAAUAAGGAAAGGAUAGAGCCAGAGACAAACCAGCCGCAGCCUCUCUGCCGUUCCUCACCUCUCCCUAAUGCCGCCUGUGCCCCUCUGCCACAAGCAGAGGUCACCCUGAUGUAGGAAGCUCUCCGAGUUGGUGAAUUUCCAGUAUGGGUUUUGGGCAGGUUCAUUUUUAAUUUUUAUUUUUUUUCAUCUUAGCUAGUUGAUUUCUAAAGGGUCUUGAGAGAAAACCUUGUGGCCACCAGCACUCCUCUUGCAGUCCUCCGGAGUGUCCUCCCCACACUGUUGGGCUUCACUCAAGUCGAUUUGAUUUCCAUCUCAAAUGACUGCCCCCCAAUCCAGGCAGAUUUCAACACAUCAGGAGGAGGCAUGAGAUUGCUGGCUUCGUGUCUGGAGAUGAGCUGGGGAGGGAAACACAGGUCCUGCAACGGCACAAAUACCCCCAAAAAGUAUUUGUGGACUUCAAAAAAAAUCAUCCAAAAAGGAAAUAUAUUCUGUUCUUCUCGAAUGGAAGGUCAGAAAUCAUUUUGGACAAGCAGGACUCUGACCGUUGUCCAUCUAGGUGUGGAAGCGUUUGUCACCUGCGUGCAUGUGUAUGAGUGUGUGUGUGCAUUGACAUGGCUUUUCCUCCUUGCAAAACUUCACCUUGAAACCUGCAAUCUGGAGGUUUCAAUGUAAUAUGUAAUCAGGGGGAGAAAUGCUGCCCCUCCCAAAAACUAAUAAUAACCUGCUGGACUAAGCACAGGAGCAGAGUUACGGAGGACUAUCAGUGCCUGUGGGAUCAGGGCCCCAUCAACAUUGAGGGCUGCAUCCCAGCCGACCCUGCUGUUACUCUGUCGCUGUCCAGACUGAAGUAUCCCUACAUGGGGACAGGGAGAUCUGGGCUAAAACUCUUCACCACGCUUUGCCACCACAAAGAUGACUAUGGAGACUUUUUUUUUUUCCCACAGCCAAAAAUGUGGUUUGCUCCAGGGGAAAAAAACAACCAAACCUCCAUUUUAUUUGAUCAUGGUAUUUUGUUAAGGCUGGUUUAUACCUUUCCCUAUGGGUAGGAAAAUGCCAGUCUACAUCCUUUCACUUUGAGGAUACUGCUCAUGUUGCCAUGGUUGAUUCCCACCACCCUGCAGUAAGAUCCUAUGAUGGGCCCUUGUCUUUAAUCUGGGACCCAGCUCCUUGUUGAGUGACAGCAGCCACCACACCACGGAGACCCACUGCCUCAGGCAUGGUGGGACAGCCCUCAUCUGCCUUCCCGACUUAUUUGGUGUUUUUAACUUUUACGUUCAGUUUUGGAACUGUUGCCUCUUGCUUCUCCAUGACAAGGGUCUCCACGAUGCUGGUGCUGGGAGGAGAUUCUGCAGCGAAGGGAAGGAAGGAAGGAAAGGUGGGGUCUGGGUGCUGUGGUCCCAGUGGGCAAACACACACCCACCAGGAACCACAUCCCACUGCCACAGCUGGAGCUGGCCAAAGGACACAACUGAUCUCAGGGGGAAGGUUCCUGCACCCCCAAAGCCCCUUUGAGGUUCCUGAACCUGGGCAGAGAAAAAAGGAGGUCCACAGCACCACCGGGUUCCCACCAGUGGGGAUGGACAAGGGGGAUUCAGUGCCAAGGGGUUCUGGUGAAGGCUUCUUACCACCACAGGUUGGGAGCCCUCAUAGCCUCCCAUGACAUGUCAUCAUUCCCCUAAGCAGCCCCGGAGCCCCCCACCAGGACACUUGCCCCAAUCAAGGGCAGAACUGGACACCUGUGGUUAUUUCCCUCAAAGUUACAAUGGGGGAGAAUUUUGCCGAUGGACUUCCACAGAGACCCAACGGAGCAUGUUUGGACCUGGGGACAAAGGUCUUUCCCUUGCUUAAAAGAACAAAGUGUGUCACCAAAUGCAGAUCUGCCCCCCAGAAAAGCCUGCUGGAGCGGGGUAACCGCCGUGUUGCUGGAGGGGAGAAUGGCGAGUGUUGUGGCCGAGGCAGGGAGGGACCUCUCUGGGCUCUGCAGGGCUGAUGGAGUAAGGUUGAUUUAACGAGGAUGGUGGGUUAAUGGUGGGGUGAAAGUGGGGUGAAGACAGGAGGAGGAGGAGGAGGAGGAGCUUGUGCCAACCACAAGGGCCCCUGUUUGCUUGCUGAUCCCCGCGCAAAACUUCCUGACUGUUACAGGCCAGUACCACCUUCGCAGGACCCUUCUUUUCUUCUCUCUUCCUCUUUCUUGCUUUUUUGUUUGUUUUGUUGUUUAAUUUCCCAAAACUUGAAAGCCUUUGGCUGCAGAGAAAGGAGAUGUGCCACCAGGGUGGGAUGGGAACAGGCAGAGGGAUGCCGUUUCCCAUGGACCUUGUCUUUUGGGGAAGAUGCUUUUGCAGGGCAAGGGUCAGCUCACAGGGCCUCAUGGUGGUGUCAUGAGAAGGCCACUACAAUGACACUGGGAGGGGGACACAGGAUGAUUCCCCGACCUCUCCCUACAAAGCAAGUCUACAUGGCCCCAGGAGCCCACAGCACCAAAAUCUAUCCCACGCAGCCUCCCUCACCCCUGUGCAUCCCAUGCUGGGACAGCACUGCCUGUCCUGUCCACACCAACCUGGAGGGAGGAGGAUGGAAGUCUGGGCUGCACCACUCCUGCCUCCCCAAAUCACCUUGGCUCCUGGGAUGGGGCACCAAGCGACUCCCCUGGCUGCCCGCUCCCUCAAGGAUCCCCAGCAGGACGAGGCUGUUUGUAGGCUGCACUAAUAUUUAGGACUGGGGUUGGAGUCUGGGUCAGGCUGGGGAUACAAGUGACUUCAGAAGGGGUUGGUCACCCCCUGGGUUGGCAGUGACGAGGUGCUCCCAUUCUCAGCACCCAGCAGCACCCUUUGGCAUUGAGGGUGAGAAAACCAAAAGGGGUAGAUUUGGGGGCUGGGGAGUGUGGGGAGUUGAGGCACAUGGGGAGAUGUUGGCAAUUCGUGCAUCAGGGGGAGGUGUGAGGCUCAGGGGUCUCCAGCUACAGUAUCUGAGCCAAGCCCACGCCAGUAUCUAGGAUGCAAGCUGAGAAGGAGAGGACAAGGAUGGCACAGGGGUCAGGACAGCCCUUCCACCACGUCUGCCCAUGAAGCGGCGCUCAGCAGCUGGGCUACCCCUUGUCUGUACUGCAGUGGACUUCGAAAACCACUAGUACAAGAGCAUUUUGCACUAUUUCUCCGCUCUCUCCCCCCUUCCCUUUUUCUCCGACUUCCCCAUGAAAACUUUUUUGCUGUUGGUUUGGGUUUUUUGUUGUUGUUGAUCCCCCCCCCCCCCCCCCCCAAUGGAGCAUUGUAUAUUUAACGACCAACAGUUCACCUCGCUUCCAGACCCCUGUCCUGGCCCUGGCUAGGAGCCCUGCCUACUGUGCCCCCCUCCCCAGCCCCACCAGCCCCCUGCCACUGCCACCGGGACAGACGUCACCGCUCACGUUACCCACCGUUGUAACACACUUGUUAAAAACACACCAGAUUCCGAGUUUCCUGCCUGGUUUUUAUCUUUAAGCAAUACUCACUACACAUUUUACGGUAGCUUUUUAUAGCUUUACAUACAUACGGUAGCUCUGUUGUUUCGUUUUUGUUUUGUUUUUGUUGUUUUGGUUUUUUUUCCAGUAAACAAGAAAUACUCAUAAUCUUACUGGUGGGAAAAAAAAAAGCAGUUUGUGAAAAACUGACAAUGGAAGAAGAGCUUAAUGCUCUGUUUAGCAUUUUGUACUUAAAAAAAAAAUCUCACAUUUUAUUAAAAAGUGAAGAUUGCUGUAUACUAUUUAUUCAACUUAUAAUUUAUGUUACUCUUUGAUCUUUGUCUUUUCUCAUGACAAAGCAUUUAUUUAAUAAAGUUAUGCAUUCAGUUA